GUCAUUGAGGAGCAAGAUGGCGUCAGCAUCAGAGCACCAGGGGGCUCCAGACAGCGAAUUGGACGAAUUAUUAGACAGUGCUCUUGAUGAUUUUGACAAGACCAGUGUGCCACCUGUGGCCCCUGAAGCCCCCUCUGACCCUGAUGCCGGUGCUAAGAGUAACGAGAAGCCUCCGCUACUGGAGGACAGUAAGUUCUUUGAAUCUCUUUUUGAGGGUGAGAUGGCCAACCAAGCACGUGAGGAGUGGGAAAAAGCCAUGGCUGAGCUAGCACAAGAAGAACCUGAUCUUCUACAGCAUUUUCAUAAGCUGUCUGAGGCAGCAGGAAAAGUCGGCACAGAUGUAGCUUCACAACAAGAGUUCACCUCCUGUCUUAAAGAGACCCUUAAUGGCUUGGCCAAAAAUGCAGACAACUUGCAGAGUGCAGGACUGGCUGGAGAUGAUCUGGUAAAGACCCUGGAGAACAUGGGAUUGAAUGAAAAUGGGGAGGCAGGAGGAGAAGAUGGCAAUAUUCUGCCAAUUAUGCAGUCCAUCAUGCAGAACCUUUUGUCCAAAGAAGUUCUGUACCCAUCACUUAAAGAGAUAACAGACAAGUACCCUGAAUGGUUGGAGAGCAACCGGCAGUCCCUUCCUUCUGACCAAUUCACGAGGUAUGAGCAACAGUACAAGAUAAUGGGAGAGAUAUGCAACCAGUUUGAGAAAGAUGAAGACAAAGACAGCGCAUUUGAAAACAUUCUGGAACUCAUGCAAAAGCUGCAAGACUUGGGUCAACCUCCAAAAGAGCUUGCUGGAGAGGCUCCUCCUGGCUUGAAUUUUGACCCAGAAGCUCUGCACCUUCCUGGAGCACAAGGGCUUCCCGGAGCAGAUCAGUGCUCGGUCAUGUGAUCUCAGUGAGGUCAAAAUUAAUGUACGUUUGAAAAGAUACAAUUCGGAGCUAAUUAUCUGAACCUGAUUUGGACACGGUUGAUCAUGCUCCCCUUUUAAAGGAGUUUGUGUCCGAAACUGAAACUGUGAACGCUCGCUACUCUAAUUUUACCCUGUAGUUGUUGUCCACAGAGGUUCUUUUCAUAUCCAUCGCUAAUCCAUUCAUAAACUCACAGUAGAGCAGCUCUUAUUGUUUUGAGUGAAGCUUGAUAUUUCAGAGUGAUGGCAGAUGGUAAAGUGCUAGAAUUGAGAUCUGGUUUUGUAAAGGUUUUACACCUUUUCACACCACAUUUGACUGGUUGUACGGUGGAAUUUAUUUAGGGAAAAAGUACAGACAAAUGUAUAGAGCUCAAAGUGACAGGAAAUGUAUUUCCGUUGAUUAGUUUCAUUUGACAUCUUGAUCUCAGAGGAAUGGUGAACGUUCACAGAUGCUCAUCUGUUUUCACACUUUUAAUAUCUGUAAUUAGUCAGUGACCAAAUGGAUUUAUAGGAAAAGACACUUAAGAUUCAGGAUUAUAAUCACGAUAUAAUUUUAUUGACCCGUAGACUGCAUUUGUGAUUAGAAUAAUUCUCUCUCCUUUUGUCUCCUAACGUUUGCUGUAUUUGUCUGAAUAUCAGCAUUAUUAAGUGUUGAAUUGCCAUGUAGAUCAAUAAUUCCCAUUAUUCCUGUAAUGGUGCCUCUGUGUGAUGUGUUAUUGUCACAAUAGUCCUAAUUUGCCUUGGUUAAAUGAAUAUUUCAUGGUUUCAAAA
This is a messenger RNA of Danio rerio (zebrafish), 1672 nucleotides long. RefSeq names its product peroxisomal biogenesis factor 19 (gene pex19). Gene Ontology annotation, cellular component: peroxisome; peroxisomal membrane. NCBI's taxonomy places the organism in Eukaryota, Metazoa, Chordata, Actinopteri, Cypriniformes, Danionidae. The record is from RefSeq and is marked provisional.